Messenger RNA from Toxotes jaculatrix (banded archerfish), 4873 nucleotides. It is a transcript of the gene abcb4, whose product is annotated as ATP-binding cassette, sub-family B (MDR/TAP), member 4. The record is from RefSeq and is a predicted model, not a curated record. Lineage: Eukaryota; Metazoa; Chordata; Actinopteri; Toxotidae. Gene Ontology annotation, molecular function: ATP binding; ABC-type transporter activity; ATP hydrolysis activity. The transcript is spliced from 28 exons. The coding region runs from base 125 to 3985 and encodes 1286 amino acids. Gene Ontology annotation, biological process: transmembrane transport. Gene Ontology annotation, cellular component: membrane.
GGGACGGACGGACGGACGGGACAGUCUCUGAUACAGACGUGUGCGUGAUCUCCACCUCUGUCAAAAAUAGACCUUCAGAGUGAGAGGGGUCUGGAGGAUCAACGGCAGACACACGGACCCAGACAUGGAGGGGAAGAGCGAGAUGGAAAUGCUGUCCACAGCCAACAGCGAACAAAAUGGGGAUUUAUGUGAGAAGAGAAAUGAUAAUAAAAAGAGCAGAAAGAAGAAGAAGAAAGAAAAAGAGCCAGAGCUUCCGAUGGUCGGCCCAAUUGCUGUGUUCAGGUUUGCAGACAGUUUAGACAUUGUGAUGAUCCUUACCGGGACAGUGAUGGCCAUGGCCAACGGGGUGGUGCUCCCUCUCAUGUGUGUCGUGUUUGGGGACAUGACAGACAGCUUUGUAAAGGACUCCAUGAUGUCCCAUGCCAACAUCAGCCGCUCCAAUUUCACCUACAAUAGCACCCUACAAGAAGACAUGAAUAGCUAUGCCAUUUACUACUCCAUCAUGGGGGCCGUCGUGCUGGUGGCAGCCUACUUGCAGGUGUCCUUAUGGACCCUGGCAGCCGGUCGGCAGGUCAAACGCAUCCGCAAGUUGUUUUUCCACCGCAUCAUGCAGCAGGACAUCGGCUGGUUCGAUGUCAACGAGACAGGAGAGCUCAACACGCGUCUCACAGAUGAUGUCUACAAGAUCCAAGAGGGUAUUGGCGACAAGGCGGGGAUGCUGGUCCAGGCCUUCACCACCUUCAUCACAUCCUUCAUCAUCGGCUUCACCAAAGGCUGGAAGCUCACUCUUGUCAUCCUGGCGGUGAGCCCUGCACUGGGUAUUUCAGCUGCACUCUUUAGUAAGGUGCUGGCAACCUUCACUAGUAAAGAGCAAACUGCAUAUGCCAAAGCUGGAGCUGUUGCAGAGGAGGUUCUCUCUGCCAUCAGGACAGUGUUUGCCUUCAGUGGUCAGGAGAGAGAAAUCAAGAGAUACCAUAAGAACUUGGAGGAUGCUAAGAGGAUGGGAAUAAAGAAGGCGAUCUCUGCUAACAUUGCCAUGGGCUUCACCUUCCUCAUGAUCUACCUGUCCUAUGCUCUGGCCUUCUGGUACGGCAGUACACUCGUCCUGAAUAAGGAGUACACCAUUGGGACUGUACUCACUGUGUUCUUCGUUGUGCUUAUUGGAGCGUUUACGGUGGGACAGACCUCUCCCAACAUCCAGACUUUCGCCAGCGCCCGGGGAGCUGCACAUAAAGUGUACAGCAUUAUUGAUCAUAAACCGAGCAUCGACAGCUAUUCGGAGGCCGGAUUCAAGCCUGACUACAUCAGAGGAAACAUAGAGUUCAAGAACAUUCACUUCACCUACCCCUCGAGGCCGGAUGUCAAAAUAUUAAACAACAUGUCUCUGAGCGUGGAGAGCGGACAGACCAUUGCCUUAGUGGGCAGCAGCGGCUGUGGGAAAAGCACCACGAUCCAGCUGCUGCAGAGGUUCUACGAUCCUCAGGAUGGAUCUGUGUGUAUUGAUGGUCACGACAUCCGUUCUCUUAACAUCCGUUACCUGAGGGAGAUGAUCGGAGUGGUGAGUCAGGAGCCCAUCCUGUUUGCCACCACCAUCGCUGAGAACAUCAGAUACGGCCGACUUGACGUGACGCAGCAGGAGAUCGAACAAGCUGCCAAGGAGGCUAACGCUUAUGACUUCAUCAUGAACCUUCCCGAUAAGUUUGAGACGGAGGUUGGAGACCGAGGGACUCAGAUGAGUGGGGGACAAAAGCAGAGGAUUGCCAUCGCUCGAGCUCUGGUCCGCAAUCCCAAAAUCCUUCUGCUGGACGAAGCCACAUCUGCUCUUGAUGCUGAGAGUGAGACCAUUGUGCAAUCUGCACUUGACAAGGUCCGACUGGGUCGCACCACCAUAGUUGUGGCUCACCGCCUCUCCACCAUCAGAAACGCUGAUGUCAUCGCCGGUUUCCAGAAAGGUCAAGUCGUGGAGCUGGGAACUCACAGCCAGCUGAUGGAAAAACAGGGAGUCUACCAUACGCUGGUCACCAUGCAGACCUUUCAGGGAGUCGAGGAGGGGGAGGAGGUUGAAAACGAGAUGUCUGCGGAUGAGAAGAGCCCAUUAGUCAAGACCUUCUCUGAGUCCUCUCUGUACAGGCGGAAGUCCACGAGAGGCUCCUCUUUCGCUGCAUCAGAGGGUGAGAAAGAGGUGAAAGAAAAGGACAAGACAGAGGAGGAUGAAAAUGUACCUCCUGUCUCAUUCCUUAAAGUGAUGCGUCUCAACGUUACCGAGUGGCCAUACAUCGUGGUGGGAACCAUCUGUGCCAUCAUCAACGGAGUAAUGCAGCCACUGUUUGCAGUCAUCUUCUCCAAGAUCAUCACUGUGUUCACAGAACCAGAUCAAGAAGUUAUCAGGCAAAAAUCCACCUUCUUUUCCCUCAUGUUUGCUGCUAUUGGAGCUGUAUCAUUUGUCACCAUGUUCCUACAGGGUUUCUGUUUUGGUAAAUCUGGAGAGGUUCUUACCCUGAAACUGAGACUCGGGGCUUUCAAGUCCAUGAUGAGACAGGAUCUUGGCUGGUAUGACGACCCCAAAAACAGUGUUGGAGCGCUCACUACAAGACUGGCUACAGACGCUGCCCAAGUACAAGGGGCUACAGGAGUACGUAUGGCCACGCUGGCCCAGAACUUUUCCAACAUGGGCACCAGUGUGAUCAUCUCCUUUGUGUAUGGCUGGGAGCUGACCCUGCUCAUCCUUGCUGUGGUGCCCGUCAUGGCAGUGGCUGGAGCUGUGGAGAUGAAACUGCUCACCGGACAUGCUGCCGAAGACAAGAAGGAGCUGGAGAAGGCAGGAAAGAUUGCUACAGAGGCCAUCGAGAAUAUCCGUACUGUCGCCUCUCUCAGCAGAGAACCCAAGUUUGAGUCUUUGUAUCAGGAAAACCUCAGAGUGCCGUACAAGAACUCCCAGAAAAAGGCCCAUGUGUAUGGCAUUACCUUCUCCUUCUCACAGGCCAUGAUCUACUUUGCUUAUGCGGGGUGUUUCCGAUUUGGAGCCUGGCUCAUAAAGGCAGGAAGGAUGGAUGUUGAGGGGGUAUUCCUUGUGAUUUCGGCUGUUCUGUACGGUGCCAUGGCUGUCGGAGAGGCCAACUCCUUCGCUCCAAACUAUGCCAAGGCUAAACUGUCAGCUUCCCACCUCAUGAUGCUGAUGAACCGAGAGCCAGCCAUUGAUAAUCUGUCACAGAAGGGAGAGACGCCGGACAAAUUCGAUGGCAAUGUGCAGUUUGCGGGUGUGAAGUUUAACUACCCUUCGCGAUCUGAUCUGCCCAUCCUCCAAGGGCUGAAUCUGAAGGUGAAGAAGGGUGAGACCCUUGCCUUGGUGGGGAGCAGCGGCUGUGGAAAGAGCACUAUCAUCCAGCUCCUGGAGAGGUUCUAUGACCCCAUAGAGGGGAGAGUGGUGCUGGACAAUGUAAAUGUGACAGACCUGAACAUCCACUGGUUGAGGUCCCAGAUAGGCAUCGUAUCCCAGGAGCCCGUGCUGUUCGACUGCACUUUAGCCGAAAACAUCGCCUAUGGAGACAACAGCCGCACCGUUACCAUGGAGGAGAUAGAGUCAGCUGCUAAAGCAGCCAACAUUCACAGCUUCAUAGAAGACCUGCCACAGAGGUACAACACUCAGGCAGGUGACAAAGGAACACAACUAUCGGGUGGACAGAAGCAGCGUAUAGCCAUAGCCCGAGCCAUCCUGCGCAACCCAAAACUGUUGCUGCUGGACGAGGCCACCUCCGCACUCGACACCGAAAGUGAGAAGGUGGUGCAGGAGGCGUUGGACCAGGCCAGGAAAGGCAGGACGUGCAUCAUCGUGGCCCACCGUCUGUCCACCAUCCAAAACGCUGACCGCAUCGCCGUCUUGCAAGGAGGAGUUGUGGUCGAACAGGGGACACAUCAACAGCUGCUGGCCAAGAAGGGAGUCUACCACAUGCUGGUCACCACACAGAUGGGCUACGGGAGGGAAUAAGAGGACAGAGAGAGGACACAGGGGGCAAUACUAAACCUACUAUUUUUAAUAGUUACAUUUCCAAAGGGCUGGAUUAAACACCUGCGCCUUUUAUCAUCAACUGCCUGCCUCACAUUUGUAUAGUUCUACAAAUACAGACUGAGCAGCUUCGGAGGAACAACUGGGGGAUUGAACGUGCUGAGUGUGUCUUGAUCUGUUUAGGGAUGUAACCUUUUAGCCUUCUGGCUUUUGGCUGUAGCUCAUUGUGUCAUAUAGUUUUGGUUGUAUUAAGACAAGUCACCUUUCAAUCAAAAACCCAAGUAUAACUUCUGUACUACUGUUCACUGUCACUUUUAUAUUUAAUUUUUCUGCUAUGACAAGUCAAAAAAUGGGCAGUUGUAUUGUAACCUCUCAUGUUUUCUUUGUUCUUGACCUUGUUAGAAAAUAUCCAUUCAAGUUUGUACGUCGUAAACUGGGACUCAUUUAUGGCUAGUCCUUUUGUUUUUUCCCUCUAAGAUAGAGCUACUGGAUUCCAACAAACCUUAACUGUUGCUGAUUUUUGGUGCCACCUACUGUUAAGUGCAGAAUACUUGCAUAUAUGCAGUGACUAAAGCUAACAAUACACAAGAUUUAUUAUGUAUCGUACUGCACAGAGUGUGCCUCUGACACUGGAAUCAUCAUCACAAAUAACUACUGGAAAUGUUUUUUUUUUUUUUUGGUAAUUUCUUUGAUGAAAACUGAUUUUUUUAGUUUAACAUUUUUUACAGUCUUCAGUUAAUAAUAGAGCAGAAUAUUGUAUACACAGGGGUGUGCUGGAGUGAAUCCUAUUUUGUUUCUACAAAUGCACAGAAUUACUAACCUUUUUGGAGGAUAUGCUUAUAUAUUAAAGUUUUAUAUGCAAGUACUGAA